GGUUUGCGGUUCUGCGUUUUCCCGUUAGAAGUGCCGCAAUUGACAUACGGCAGAUCGAGCUCCAUCAUUGCAACCCACACAUACAUGUCCAAUGACAGUGACAACCCCAAGAACUGAAUGCUUCCAGUACUGUGGUUGCUAGCUAUAGAGAAAAGAGACCAGUGACGAUGGGAGUGCAUUUCGCCUUUGAUGCAUCAUGGGACAGUCUGCCACACACAUGGCGGGCUCCCAUGGAGCCAGAGCGAAUGCCCUUUUUCACAUUGCCGCCAACCACACUCUCGAUCUGGGAAGGUACUACUAUCUCUAUUCCAGAAGUCGAAUUCUAUUUCUUUAGCGUUGCUUUCUGGCUGGAACUGUUGGUGAUCUUUGUCGUCCUUAUCGCAUUGGCAAUCGUCGUGGGUUGUGUGCUUUACCAAUACUGCAUCAAGCCAAAAAGAGCAUUUACAAGCUCUUCAUACAUUGUUGCGUAUGGCGUCGUAUUGCCAUUCUGGUUGGUCUUACCUUACAUGGCGUCGUCCUAUUUCAGAGUUGAAAACAAGAUUAUCCGCUUCAUGCUGACAACCGUUGUCACGUCAAUAUCCAUUUUUCGGACCACAGCGGCGGUCCAUGGCUUUUCACCCCAGCACGCUACCAAAUCCAUUUCCGACUUUGCAUUUUACUAUGCUUGUCCUGUGCGUGCCACAUACGAUACCAAACGACAACAAUACCAACGUGCCACCCGCGCAUCCAUCCGAAAGAGAGUGAUCCGAUUCCAUACGUCCAUGGUCAUUGCUGGGGUGGUGGCAUCGAUAUACCAAAUGUUCCCCAACAUCUUUCCUCCAUUGUCAGAACCGUCAUCUCCAGAUGAUCCAGUAUGGUAUGACUGGAGACAGAUUAUUAAUCCAUCCAAUUUGUGGGCCAACGUGUGCUAUGCCGCAUUCUUUCAAUGCUACCUGACACUCUUUGCAGAAUCCAUGAUGUUCAUUCAAGUAUUCGUCACACGAAUUGACUGCGAAGAAACCAUGGAUAACCCUGUCUUUGGGUCCACAUCUCCAUCCGAGUUUUGGGGGCGUCGCUGGAACAGACUCAUUCAUGAUUGCUUGAAACGAGGCGUGUUUCUACCUGUCAAACGACAAUUUGCUUCCACAACGCUGGCAGUCAUGGCCGCAUUUUGUGCCAGUGGAGUCUUUCAUGAAUGGCUGCAAAUCACAGUGUUCCCUCCCAGUUGGGAUCAUUAUGUAGACGACAGUGACGGAAGCUGUCAUUUGUGGGGUCGCACUGGAAGUUUUUCGUCCCGCCAUUGUUACACUCCCAAAUACGGGGUGUCCUUGGCGUUUUUCAUGUGGCAAGCCGUCUUGAUCGCGAUUGAGUUUGCGGCAAUGCCCCAUUGCAAAGACUUGUUUUUGAAUGUUCCAGCCCAAAUCAAGACCGUCAUGACUGUGAUUGCAGGCGGAUGUGUGGCGCAUUGGUUUACCGAGCCCUACGUUCACUCCACAUUCUUUCUGGAUGGCACCGUGGCAUUGUGCACUUGGAAACUGAAGGGGAAUUGAAAGGAUGCAGGCGUACCGUAUGAAUGAUGAACCACUUCCUAUGGAUCGAUUGCCACUGAAACUAGGUCUUUAGGCAUUUGUCGCCGUUGUUGGAAUGAAUCAAUCAUCAGUUUCUAUUUGGAUACCGUACAGUAGCUCUACUGUAGCUUCUACCGAUACUGGUUUACCGUAAGGGAGCCGAUUUUAAAAGGCUCCAACGACCGAAUGACUUUGACAGCUCAGCUAGCUAACCUCAUAACCUCUUCAUUCGGUUUUUU
Molecule: messenger RNA, 1786 nt
Organism: Seminavis robusta
Lineage: Eukaryota; Bacillariophyta; Bacillariophyceae; Naviculales; Naviculaceae
Source: the annotation of a GenBank genome assembly